This is a messenger RNA of Prorocentrum cordatum, 5355 nucleotides long. The record is from the annotation of a GenBank genome assembly. NCBI's taxonomy places the organism in Eukaryota, Dinophyceae, Prorocentrales, Prorocentraceae.
AUGUCGGGCGACGGCGCAGGAGCGCCACCGCCGUGGAGGCGCAGGGCGUACUGGGUCUGUCCGUGCAAGGAGUGGAACUGGUGCGACAAGAGGGCGACCUGCAAGUCCUCUGGCGAGGCCUCCAGGGCCGCCUCCGCUGCCAGCACCGCCCCGAGCAGCGCACCCAACAGCAGGGUGCGGCCGCGGGGCGGAACCAAGCCCCCCCCGUGGCGUGAGGAGCGCGAGGAGCAGCCAGAGGAGCCCGCUUCGAGCCUGGAGCGCAGGCUUGAGGGAGCCCAGGCGCGCGUCUCCAGCCUCCGCGAGGCCGUCGCCAUGGGCGGGACCAGCGAGGCUUUCCAGCGAGAGGCCAGGGCGGCCCUCCUCGCAGCGGAGCGCGCUGCUGAGAGGGCCGAGGCGGAGCUCCGUGAGGCCCAGCAGCUCGGGAGGCCCCCCCAUGCUGUCCUCCACGGGGGUGCCAACGCUAUGCAGAAGGUCGAGAAGCAGAUCACCGCCACCAGGGCCAAACGCGACCAGGCCGUGCAGCGAGCGGAGGCCCUCAGGGGGGAGAUCGCGGCGAAGCAGGAGGAGCUGGCCGAGGUCGAGUCUGCGGUCGAGGACUUCAACGGUCAGCUCGGCAAGCUCGAGGAGUCGAAGGCGCAGACGGUCCAGCAGGCCCUCCAGCGGGCCAUCGAGGUGUGCGGCGGCAAGCGUCCCCUCGAGACCGCAGUCGGGGGCCUCGUCAUGCAGGUCAACCAGUUGGGCGAGAUGCUUGGCCGUAGCUCGGAAGGCGUUGCACCCGGGCUCCUGGAGAUCAUGGACAUCAUCACCACGCAGAGCGCCGCCAUCUCGGACAUGCUCCGCCCUGCUGCGCCUGCCGCCUCUGCUGCCCGCUGGGCCGACGGCCUCGGCGGGGACGGGCUCGCCGUCGACGUCGACGAGGAAGGGCCCCCUGCCCCAGCCCCUGGGGCCACCGGCCCCCCUGGCCAGGCCGAGCGUAAGAUCCUGGUGGGCGCCAGGGACGAGCACGAGGACUGCCAGGCCCGGGCAGACGGCGGGGGGAUUCAGCCCUCCGACGUCGCAGCCGUCUGCCCCGUCCCAACGGAGCAGAGGGGCCUCCGCUGGGCGCGAGUGAGCGGGGCCGAGCCAGCUGGCGAGAAGGCCGCCGUGCAGCUCCGUGCAGGCUUCGACGUGCUGGGCCUCAACGGCAACACGUGGGACCGCGCCAUGGAGGUGCUCGAGGCCUACAUUGCGCGGAAGGACGAGCGCCCGCACCUGGUCACGGUCCAGGAGGUCCGCCUCGGGCCUCGCCAGCUGGAGAACGCACGCCGCCGUGCUCGCGGCUUGGGAUACGCGGCCUUCUUGCAUGCGGCUGCGCCCACUGGGCAGGCGGCCCUUGCUCAUUCGGGAGGCGUCGGGGUGCUGGUCCGCGAUGACCUCCAGGCGAGGGAGGCGCAGUGGCGAGUGCCAGGGGACUUCAGGCACCGCAUGGUCGCAGUCAGGGUAGCAUCGGCCUCGGGCUUGCAGUUUCUGGCGUGCUCCUUGUACCUGCAGGACGGCCUCGGGCCCAAAGGGGUCAACCUGGACAUCAUCGGCGGCCUGGGGGACCUGGUGCUGACCGAGGGGCUCCCGUGGCUCGUGCAAGGCGACUUCAACAUGGAGCCUGGGACCCUCUACGAGCUCGGCUGGCCAGCCCUCCAGCGAGGUGCCUACCUUGGGCCAGCAGGGCCCACGUGCAUGGCGUCUGGCACUGAGCGGGUGUACGACUGGUUCGCGAGCUCGUUCUGCCUCUCCCACGGGGUUGCCAGCACCGCUGUGCUGGACGGCUACGCAUUGCACCCGCACAGGCCAGUCCUACUGCGGCUGCAGGACCUGCGGCCAGACGCGCUGGUGCAGGUCCUAGUGAGACCUGGCCGCUUCCCCGACGUGGAGGCCGCCAACUGCAGGGCCCACGAGGAUGCCGUUGUGCAGGUGUUUCGGCGCAGCGGUCGAGGGCAGUGGCAGGCUGAGCCGUGCACCUGGAGCUGGGAGGCAGGCGUUCUGCCCCACGACCUCCCUGCUGCGGUGUGCGAGUGGGUCGAGGCGGUCGAGGGCACGUUGGUCGGCAUCCACGACAUCCAGCCCGACGCACACAAGCGCUUCCUGGGUCGUGCCGCAGGGCCGAGGCGCGCCCUGAGGCCGAUGAGCGCGGUCGCGAAGCGUGAGUACCGCUUCCGCCACUCCGAGCUGACCCAUGCCAUUCGGCAGGCCCUUGAUCUGGCCCUGCAGAGGCUGGCCGCCGACAGGAGUGGGAGGUGGCGGCUGUCGCACGAGAGCUGGUACUCGCGCGAGGCGGAGCGCAUCUCGGGCCUCCUGGGGAUCGCCUCGGCCGCGGCCCGCGAGGAGGAGGAGGCGGAGCAGCUCGACUUCGACACCAGCGGGUGGAACGACCUUGUCGGCCAUGCAGGAGUCCUCGGCCACGUCGGCGCCAUCGCGGAGCUCCAGCGACGGCUCUACAGCUCGCAGCGGCGCGACGGGGGCAUCAGCUCCGCGCGGUGGCGAGCGUGGGCCAAGGUCGUCGACCCCGACACGGGCAUGCCGCUGGCAGGGAUGAUCGCUAUUGGUCAGCUCGAGGCCAACUGGCAGGCCCUCUGGCAGCAGGAAGGGUUCAAGGGAGGAGCCGACGUCUGCACCUGGGACGUCCAGGACUGGACCCUGCCUCCCAUCACGCUCGACAUGUUCCAGGCUGGCAGCCUCUUCCUGGACAUCGUGAAGUUCUACGAGAAUUUGCGGCAUGACGUGCUCUGGAGCUGCGCCAUCGAGCACAAUUUCAAUCUUCGGUUGCUGAGAGGGCUGUUGGCCAUGUAUCAAGCCCCUCGCUUCAUCUGUUUCGCGGGCCUGGUCUCCGACGGCUUUUGCUCCCAAGGCACCGUCCUUGCGGGCUGUGCGUGUGCUACGACGCUGGCCAAGCUUCCGCUCCUCGGACCCCUUCGGGCCGUGUCCUCUGGAGGCCGCCUGCUCGUCAUGGGCAGGAACGUCGUCGACGACGUGGCCCUGCAGGCGCUGGGGACGCGCCGCCUUGUCGUGGAGCAGCUAGGAGGUGCGGGGGCCGAGAUGGCCCGACAGCUCGGCGCCAUGCACCUCCCUCUCAGCGCCAAGAAGUCCGUUUUCCUCGCGUCCUGCUCUGGCCUCGCCCAGGAGCUUGGCGAGUACUGGGGGGCGCACGGCAUCAAGUUCGAGAGGGUGCAUCAAGCCCGCAACUUGGGCACUGACGCGAGUAUCACGAUGAGAGGAGUCCGUGAGGGGCGAGGGCGGGCGCAUGAUGCGCUCCAGCGGGCGCGGCGCCUACGUUGCCUACGUGCUGCAGGAGUCGAGGUGGACCUGAUCCACAAGGCUGGGCCUACUUCCAGUAUGGUCUGGGGACGGACGGUUACUGGCGUGGCAGACGGAGAGUUGCACAGUUGGCGUGUCACCGCGUGCCGCAGCGCUGGGCGGCUUCCCCGCGGCGCAGCCCUUGGCCUCAGACUGCGUUGCGCAGAGCUCCGCAGGGGCCGCGACCUGGACCCCUUCGUGCUGAUCACGGACCGCUCGCUCCAGAUGCUGGCAGGGCUCUUGCACUCGGGCGAGCUCUCCCUGCCGAUGCUCAGGGCCGAGCUCGAGGCGGCGGCGUCGCGGCAUGCGACAGCGACGGCGCCCUGGGUGCACUGCAGUUCCCCCAUCGAUGCAGCGGUCCUCACCCUUGGCAGGAUCGGCUGGUACUUCAGGUCCGAGCGGUGCCUCAUCACGGACGUCGGGGACGAGCUGGACCUGACGUUGCUGGGGCCGCGCGAGCUCGGCAUCGAGGCUGGCCUUGGAGCGAGGCGCGCCUCGGACAGGCAUGAGAUGCUGAAGCUGGCCUACUCCUCGUCUGUGCAGGGCUCUCUCUUCUGGGACGCCUUCAGGGAGCUCAUCGGGCCAAGAGGGAAGUUCAACGAGCGCGAGAGGAACGGGCUGGUGGCUUACCUCACGAACGCGCACUGGCCGCAGGUGAGGCUCUGCAGCGCCCGCGAGAGCAGCCACGCCAGCUGCAGGUGCUGCGGAGCAGCUCGGGGCACCCUUUGGCACAGGUUGUUCGAGUGCCCCAUGCUUGCGGCCCAGCGGCGGGACUCGGUCUCACCAGCGCUGAUGAGGAGCGCUGUGCGGGUCCGCGCCCAGGGAGAGGCAGCAGGGGAGGACUUCGCUAGGUGUUGGCUGCCAGCGCCGCCUCCUCCUCAAGGGCCUCGCACGGACGCCAUGAGUGUCUGGUGGAUACGCAGGCCUCCCGACGACAGGCUCAAUGGCAAGUUGUACUUGGACGGCUCGGCGGUCGACCCGCAGUUCGGCUCCCUGAGGCGCGCGGGCUGGGCGAUUGCUCAGUGCGACGACGACGGCAACCUCAUCGCGGGCGUCUACGGGACCGUCAGGAGGGACCUCUGCCCGCAGCAGACCGCCCGCGACGGGGAGGACUUCGCGGUCUGGAUGUUGGUGAACUACGCGGGCCCUGCAGUCGAGGAGGUCAACAUCGACUGCAAUGGCACGGUCGAGUGCCUGCGCAGGGGGCUGGCCUAUGCGACGGGCCCGACGAAGGUCAACGCCCACCUCUGGAGCAGGAGCCUCGCCGCCUUCGAGCCUGGCAGCUUCAGGGUGAACAAGGUGCCCGCCCACUGCAGCUGGCAGGCGGUGCUCGACGGGCGCCUCACGGAGGCGCAGAGGCGCGGCAACCAGCACGCCGACCGCCUCGCCAAGCUGGGAGCUCGGCUGCACGCUGCCGACGCCCAGACCGUGGGCGAGCACCGUGCCCUGGCUGGUUUCGUCCAGGAGCUGGCCCGGUGGGUGGGCCAGGCGGCCGUCAUCUGGCAGGACAUCGCGGAGAAGGACAGUGACGGGUUCCUCGAGUCCGACGAGAGGCAGCGGGUGAGGUUCGCCGACCUUGAGGAGCGAGCCGAGCCUCCCUCUGCAGGCAGGCCGACGGCUCAGCAGCCGCGCGUGGAGAGCGCGCGCUCGGUGGCCAGUGCCGUCGGCCUCUCCAUCACCACGGCUGGCAUCUGCUACCUCGGCCACUCCCUGGCGUACGCUUGCUGCGACGUGGGCGAGGGGCCCCAGGAGCUGGUGGCCUGCAGCAGGUGUGGGGCCUACAUGGUCCUCGGCGGCCGCUCUGGAGGACGCCCAAAGCUCAAGGAGCCAUGCAUCGGCGAGAGGGCCACUGGGCAGCGCAGCCAGCGCCGCCUCUGGGCCCGAGGGCUGCACCCAGGCGGGCGGCCUCGCGGAGGAGACCAGCAGCGCAGGGAGAAAGGUGCCGAGAUCCCCGCGCUGCGGCUGCAGGGCCCCUUGCCCCCAUCGGCCCAGGAGGCCUUCCUGGCCUGGCUGGGCCUCGAGGGCGAG